AUGAAUGGGUCUUAUGAGAAUUUCCCAACACAAUUAAGAUGGUUGUGUAUGCAUGGGUUCCCUUUAAAGUCUAUACCUGUAGAGUUGCGGAUGGAUAGUCUAGUUGCUCCCGACCUGUCUUAUAGCAAAAUUGAAUCAUUUGACGUUUGUUAUACUAAUCCAUCACAACCGAAGAAGAAGCAAAAGUUAGAUGGAUCGUGCUCCAAAGAGAAAAAGUUGCUUGGAUCAUUGAAGAUUCUUGAUUUAAGUUUCUGUGAACAACUUCGUAGUGUGGGUGGCUUUGAUGGACUUCAUGCACUUGAGAGGGUAAUACUAACAAAUUCCAUUCAUUUUCUUGAGGUUUGCGAAUCAAUUGAGCAAUGUGCUGAACUUUGUUUACUUGAUCUGAGCUACUGCAAAACACUUAAAAAACUUCCAAGAACCAUACGGAUGUUAAAGAAGGUUAAAACACUUUUGCUAGGUUGUUGUAAUCUUGGUGAAUCUCAAACCAAGAUUAGUGAUAUGGAUUCCGUCAUUUUGGAGGCUAUACCAAAUGAUCAAAAGUUCUUUAUGAUUUCUUUACUGAGGUCUUUAGUAAGCUUGUCAUUUGAAAAUGCUAAUUUAUCCAACGAAUCCUUUCCCAUGGACUUUAGUUGCCUCUCCAUGUUAAAGGAAUUAUAUCUGGAUGAAAAUCCGAUCGUAUCCUUGCCCAAUUGUGCGAGAAACCUUCGUAGACUUGUGAUACUCAGUAUGAAAAACUGUAAAUUACUGAUGUCUAUUGAUCCUCCAUAUACACAAGCAUUUUUAGACAUCUAUUCUAACUCAGAACAUAAGCCUUUGCUACAAAAAGUUUCAUUUGUUCCAGAAAUGUCCCCUCUCGAGUUAUUAUUGGGGGGUGGGAACUCAUUAGCACCUUCAUCGUUUGAAAUUGAAGGCAUGGAAAUGGAAGGUGGUGACAAAGUUACUAUUUCUCUUACAGAGGGACUAGAUAAAGUUACAAAGGAGUGUGGGGUGAGUUUUGUGUAUGGAGAUGGAAAAAGGGAUGAAGAAGAAGAUGUUUUGGGUUCAUACAAAUCAUGGAAUCACAUCAUUGGUGGAGAUCUCACUGGAUUUGAGUUAACAACAGGAGAAUACAUCCUACACAAUGAACGAUUUUUGGUGCAUGGCACUGAAGUGAAUCUAUAUCAUCUUCCACUUGUUGGAGAUGGCGCCAGUUUUAAAGGUUAG
Messenger RNA from Lactuca saligna, 1206 nucleotides. The record is from the annotation of a GenBank genome assembly. NCBI's taxonomy places the organism in Eukaryota, Viridiplantae, Streptophyta, Magnoliopsida, Asterales, Asteraceae.